This is a messenger RNA of Dibothriocephalus latus, 255 nucleotides long. The record is from the annotation of a GenBank genome assembly. Lineage: Eukaryota; Metazoa; Platyhelminthes; Cestoda; Diphyllobothriidea; Diphyllobothriidae.
GCCGCCAACAACCUGGCUGUUUGCUCCCUUUACUUGGGUCAAUUGGAGGAGGCAAUCGGCGUGCUGGAAUCCCUCACUACUCCUACGGAUCCCGCCACUGGUCGACCCAUCCUACAUGAUGUCAUUGUAGCUAAUCUGGCUGUGCUGUAUGAGGUCGAGUCAGACGGUUCGGCAGCCAGGAAGUUGCGUCUCCUCGAACGCCUUGCCGCUGCGCCGGGCGAGACUGUCUCGGUGUCGGCAAUUAAACUCGGAUGA